GAAAACAAGCUAAUAUAAACACAACAGAGAAGGCCGCCAUUGUAAGAACUCAUGAGGUUAACUUUCUAUUUCAUCUUGCCAGUUUUGGCAACUGUAUGUCGGGGCUACACCCUGAAGAACUCGGUCUCCUGGAUGGUCUCCGCCAGCGAUGUGGUGGGAGACGCCGACCUGUCGGAGGAGGUCGCCCCGGCUUUGCUAGUGAAUGGUGGCGGUUUAUGGAAGCAGGCGUAUCCCUCCCAGAACGUCCUCCGGGACAGCAGCAUGGAGAGUCCUGAGGAGCAAAUGGAGGCUGAGGUCGACUCUACCACCGUCCAGCGUCGUUCUCGCCUUUUCUCUUACAAGCGGGAGAAGAAUGCAAAGGCAGGUGGUGGAAACGGCCCUCCCCCGCACCAGGAGACCGCCAGGACUGCUCGGUAUAUCGUCCAUAGCAGCGAUUGGGGAUGCCUGGCCACCAUUUCUACUCAAGACAAGAUCAAAGGUGUCCCUUUUGGGAACAUUUUCUCUGUCAGUGAUGGACCAGUGGACAACAGCACCGGAGUCAUCUACUUUUAUAUGACCCCCAAGGAUAUCACAGUGGUAGACUUGAAAGAGAACCCCUUUGCUUCCAUCACAUUUUCAGAGGCAGAGGGGCCUUUCUGCAGACAAAUGGUGUAUGAUCCAGAAGAUCCCAGGUGUGCCCGACUCACGCUGACAGGCAAGAUGGUGGAGGUAGCUCCAGAGGAGCUCGCCUUUGCCAAGGAGGCAAUGUUCUCCAGGCAUCCCGAGAUGGCAAAGUGGCCUGCGGGACACAAGUGGUUCUUCAUGAAGCUGGAGCUGAUUCAAGUCUGGCUGCAGGACUGGCUCGGAGGCACACAGCUCAUUCCGCUGGAGGAAUAUUUCAAAGCUUUACCCUUCUGAGGAUACCGCUUCCUCAGCAUCAUCGCAUCAGUCAGCCUAAAACAUCAUAGAUGUGUCUAGUGGAUUCCAAGUGAAGCUAUGAAUAAGUGGUUUUAAUUGAUUACUGAUUUAAUGCGGUGUGUAAGGCAAGCAAACUAGCUAACUGAAUGGUAUGCGACAUCACCGUUUGCGUAAAAAGUGCACCGAUCUGAUGUACCGCUUGCCAUAGUAGGGUCACAGCUGGGCUGGAGCCUAUCCCAGCUGAGAGGUGGGGUACCCUCUGAACAUGCAAAGUCCACACAGAGGAGAUCCGACUCAGUCUCCUGACUGUGAGGCAGAAGUGCCAACCACUAUACAGACGUGCUGCCGGAAAGUGAGUCAUGUAAUGUAUUGCGAGUGUAUGUUCACCUUCAAUUCUGUGUGGGUUUUUUUUCUUAAUUCUUCUUAAUUAAAGAAGGCUUGCAUA
Messenger RNA from Dunckerocampus dactyliophorus (ringed pipefish), 1342 nucleotides. RefSeq names its product cellular repressor of E1A-stimulated genes 2 (gene creg2). The record is from RefSeq and is a predicted model, not a curated record. Bases 52 to 897 code for a protein of 281 amino acids. NCBI's taxonomy places the organism in Eukaryota, Metazoa, Chordata, Actinopteri, Syngnathiformes, Syngnathidae. The transcript has 4 exons.